This is a messenger RNA of Ornithodoros turicata, 8451 nucleotides long. Its product is annotated as microtubule-associated protein futsch-like. Gene Ontology annotation, molecular function: metalloendopeptidase activity. The record is from RefSeq and is a predicted model, not a curated record. Lineage: Eukaryota; Metazoa; Arthropoda; Arachnida; Ixodida; Argasidae. The transcript is spliced from 2 exons. Gene Ontology annotation, biological process: protein processing. The coding region runs from base 254 to 8347 and encodes 2697 amino acids. Gene Ontology annotation, cellular component: plasma membrane.
GAAUCCCCUGGGGACGAAGACGAAGCAGCCGUCCGAAGGCAUGCGCACUCGCCAUUCCACCGCACGGCGGACACUGUCGUGCGUUCUCUCCCAUUCUGUCCAUGCAGCCCGACAUCGCAACCAGGUAACGUCGUGGAGUCAUGCUCAGCAGUGCUGUGUAACAAAAGAAUACGAGUCUAUAGAUCGUUCUACAGAAGUAUAUACGUGAGCCGUGCGAUUGAAUAAGUGGACGUUUAGGCAAGUUCUUUGACAUAUGGAGGACCGGUCCUCUGCAGGCGAGAUGUCCGUCUCGUUGCCUUCUACAGAUGGGAACCUGCAAAGUGAUGCUUCGGAAGCAUCCGUUGUGGCAACCGGAGGAACGAACGAGAGCGGUCCUGCAGAAAUUGAACAUGCGUCAGUUGUCCUUGGAGUCUCGGAUGUAUCACACGACGCAGUGGCAUCUCGUACAUUGGUGUCGCAAAGCGAGAUGACGUUGGAAAGAUUUGUAGCCGGAAAAGUAUCUAAGCCCGACAGAGACGAGCUCGGAAUGGCCCCGACAUUUGAUAGCUUCGAGCAAGACCUCAAACUGGAACCCGUACAGAUCGGCGGAGGGGGCGAGCAGAUAUUAUCUGUCAAAACAGUCGGCAUCGACGACUUGAAGGGUGAUCCUGUUGGGAACUCUGCUCGUUCCUUGCAUGUGUAUCCAGCGUACGAGACUCACCGUUCGGGGCCAGAUGCAGAGCUGGGUUACGCCAACCCGUUCGCGGUCGUUGAAGACAAAAUUGCGAUGGCGAACAAGGAACUGAAUAAGAUUUCGAGAGGGACAGGUGGACAGGACGAAUGUUCCGACUCCGAUGUUCAACGAACGUCACGUAGUCCUCGUAGACCCAAGAAACACAAGGAUCAAUCUUCCGAGCAAAGGCGGAAAGACAAAGCAAGCGCGCAGGUUCUCAACAUCGUUGAGGACGCUGUCGAUACUCUUAUGGAAGAAUUCCAGCUCGGAGAUGGGUCGGACAUAGAAACAGAGUAUCCUCCUAUCGAGUACGAUCCUCCCCACCCGCGAAGAAAGGUCGUACGCAAAUCAAUGGAAGACCUGGAUAAGGUCGACACCAUCUGUGGCAUCCUGGAAUCUCUUACCGGUGACGUGAAGGGUGACGUUGACCUGUCAGAGAUCGAGCCGAUGGCGCUUAUUGACGCGAGCUAUCUUGAUGACACCGAAAAAAGAUCGCCCAAACGGAAGAAGCGGUCGAAGAAGGCGAAAUCUAAUUCGUUAGAACCAGUGCGAAUAACGCCUAAGAAGAAGCGUUCGUCCAAGAAGGAGAAGUCCGGCACAACUAGAAGGAAUGGCAGGGACGAUGUAGGCAGGGAAGAAGCGACGCGGAUGGAGACAUCCGAAGGCAAUGAAGGUGAUGAGAGCAAAGAUAAGAAGGUGCACUUUGUUACGAGCCUCGUCUUUCGGCGGAAGAAUAUGCCCUCAGAAGUGACAGUUUCUGCAACGAAGGAUGGCAGAGAGGUCUCCGUCGUGAAGAAAGCGGUAUCGUCCAAAGGGGAAAAGAAGGCCGUGGCUCGUAAAUGGAAAGGCGACAAAUACAGCGAUCAUCUGGAAACGGGAGGAAUCGUAACCAGUAAAGACGACGCACGAGAAAGUAGAGGUGAGAGCGCAGGGAGCAGAAGUAGUAGGGUUAGCAGAGGCAGUAGGGACAGUUUGGAAAGUAGGACCAGUGCGGGUAGUACUGGAAGCGCGAACAGUAAGGGGACACGGAAGCUUAGGCAAGCCGAACAGACGAGCCAAGCGAAAAAGAAAGCGAACGCUAAAAAACAAGAGCGGAGAAAAGAGGUCAUGGAUGUGAGCGAAGAAGAAAAUGUAACACCGUGCGAGGAAGAACGAGAAAUUAAAGAAACUCGGAAGGAGGGCCGCAAGAAAAAAAGGAGCAUCAAGAAGUCAGAUAAGACAAGGAAAAGGGGUGAUGAUGAAGAGGAAGACAUUAGGAUCAAACGUGACAGCGGUGGAGGAAUUAGCCUUAUACUUCCACGCACAGCGUCCGUGAGUAUUGACAGUGCUGGAAGCUGCGGGCGUAGAGAACGGCGGUUCUGUGACAAGUGUUCCGAAGAGGCUGUGGCGAAGGAGCGUACGUCGUCUUUAGAGAGAGACAAAGAGCGGCGAGAUAGAUCGCCUCAUAGAGGAGACGCUGCAUCAUACGGAUAUCGACAGUUUUCGUUCGAACAAAGAACAACGGCGGCUCCUCGCGAUUCUGGGUACAGAAGGAAGGACGUUGAUGUGGCAGAAAUGUGCGGGUCCCAUUAUGAUGAGCAGCGCGGUACCCCCUACGGCCGGAGAGGAACCGAGGGAAACCACCCACAACGUUUAUCGUACGGUCAAAGAGACGCAGAGGGUAUCCGCUCACAGGGCUCGUGGUGCGACCAGCGGGAAGGUUUUGGAUUGCGUAUGAGAGACACUUCUUAUGACCGAACAGGUUCAGACGGAAGUCUCCCACAAGACAUGCGCGACCGAAGGGACCCUGCCGACGUCAGAACGUCUGAUCCUCGAUAUAGGUCACGGUCACCACCGUCACGCCGUAGGACAGGACACACCAAAGAAGUCGAAAUCGAACUAUAUAACAGAACAAAGUCAUCAUAUGAUCGCAAGAUCGGACAAGAUCGCCCUGAUCGCAGAGACAGGCUCCUCUCCACAACUUCUCCACACACGCCUCCCUCUGAACCUCCUCCUUCCGUUCCAUCACAUGACUGGAGCUUCAGUAAGGAUGACCUCAGACAAAAAUCUCCAUCACCGACCAAGCGAACGAGACAGAAGGAAGGCGUUGUUAGUAGGGCAACACAAGCUUCCCCUCUAAGAGGCGAGCACCGAAGUGCUGACAUCUUAUAUAGGACGAGGACGAAAGCAACUUCAAGGAAAUACAAGAGACAGGCGGACACGGGUUCAAGAACUGCGGCUUCUUCGCCUGACAACAGGACGUACAAAGAUGACAACUACAGACGAAGUUCCAAAGCUCGUGGGAAAGAUAGUGACUCCGAGGCUAGGGACAGGCAGUACGCGGCUAAAUGCAAGGGAGGCGAAGAUGACGGCUACAGGAACGUCAGUGAAUGCGACGUACGAUCAACGUCUCCUCCACGUGGCUACGUCAAGGAUAGCGAUAUGGGCAUCAGCACGAAAGAUGCUGACAGAAGAGAGAUGGAUGUAGAUGCAAGGACAAGACGAGCACAGCAUCAGAAAGACUAUGCUUGGGGAGGUGAUAUUAACUUGAGGUUAAGUCAACAACCUCAGCAUAGCAGAUACGAGGCCGACUAUGGGGGACACAACACACCGUCUAAUCAAAAGAAAAUGAGUCACCAGGAUGACGACAGAGGAAGAAGGGGGCCGCCACGAAAUCUAGAAGAAGGGACACCAGAGCAAAGAGUGGAGACGCGUUAUGAACGCAGGACGGAAAGAUAUGGACGAAAAGAUUACAUAGAAGGCCAGAGUAACAGCCCGGACGACGGUGCAAGAAUACGCCAGCCAGGCCGCUCCACUAAGGAUGCUGAAGACUCAUUGAGGGGCAGGACUCCUUCAUCCUCUGCGUUGUCAACACAGGGAGGACCGUUCAAGCCUCAACCUUCCAGUGAAUACGCACCCGGCGACACCGACACCCUUGGGAGAUCGCCUUCCCGUGACUCUUGGAUAAGCUAUAGCGAACGAUCCAGAAGGCGAGAUUUUCGUCGUGACCAAAGAAAAGACUCUAGACAGCGUACCGCAAGAACUAGAGUUGCCGUCGAUGAACGGGGACGCGAUCCAGUGAGUGAGGUUACGAGUCAAGAAUGGGUAGCCGACAACCGUAAGGGUGUUCGGGGCAAGGGCAGUCCAUGUCGGAGCCCUUCUUCAACGCAGACGGGCUACACUGGCCAGGCAGGCUACACACACGCGGCGUCCCACAUGGAAUCUGCAGCGAAUAUCUCUCGGGCAACGACCCCUCUAAGCUCUAACGUGGAUCUGCGCCAGUGGCGGAAGCUUCCAGAAAGGAGCUCAGAGGUUAAUGUUGCUCGAAACAUCGCUAUACGGCAAAAAGGUUCUGAGCCGAGGUUGAACCGUCGUGCUGGCCAAGUGAAUCCCACCACUGACGUGAAACAUCCUCCACCCGUGAGGGUUGGAUCUGGUGCGACCUUAGUAUCAGGUGGUAUUAGCACCCAAGCUGGUCACUCCCGGAGCUCUCCGACUUCUAAAGGAAAACCGCCAAAUGUCGAGCAGAGUUCGCAGGCGGGUGCGCAAGGCAUUAACGUGCAAAUGUUUCCUAUAGAAGGGUUGGCUCCUAUGAUUGUUCUUCAGCGUAAGGACCAUGACGAGAAGCAGACGCUCGUAGUGAAAACAUCAAAGACUGGGUUGAAAGGUGAUGGGUCGUCCGAAGACGUUACUCAGAUAACCAUACACAAUGUGAAAAAGAGCAAGGACAAGACUAAAAGCUCGAAGAGGCAAGAGGAAGCACAGAAGAGAGCUUCGGCCAGUUCCUUUCCUUCGCAGUAUGAUGACGCGAAGUCAAAGAUAGACGAGGACUCGACUUUUAAAGCGAGCGCCGCAGGCCCUCGAAUAAACGUGUGGCAUGUGCCCCCUGAAGACAUGCAGAGGCAUCUGGAAUCUGUGCAUCUUACCACUUCAGAUUCCAAGCGCUCCAGAUCGGGAUGCAGACGUUCCGAGAGAUCCCAUUCUAGGAAGAGGACGUGCCACAGAGAGUUGAGACGGCGUAAGGCUUUAAAAGCACGGCUCAUGGCGGAGUCUCCAACCGCAGGUCGUGAGACCAUCCAAGGUCCCGUCUAUGGAACAGGGGGAUCACAUUGCCGGAUUGAGCCAUGCGUGGAGAUGAGGUCUAUGGAGCGAAUUAAUCCACGUGAAGCAGCCACGUCAGCUUUUAUACCCGGAGGAAGCAAACAUGAUCCUUAUACUUCUACUCUAAUGAGACCGUCAUCGCAAACGGAACUAAAACGCUUUGCAGGUGCGGAGGACCAGUUCGGAUUGCCAACCAUAGGAGUGGACCCAUUUCGCCGGCAAGACGCAGGAGCGGGUGCCCCGAGUCCUCGCGGCAUGGCGCCGUCAAUGGGCCCAGGUACAUCGCAGCCAGCAACAGAAGGCGUACAAGGAAUGCCUGUACAGCAAACUAUUAUAGUACCUGGAAGCAGGGGGCUGCCGAUCUUGACACAGUCGCUUGGACAAAGCCACAUCAGGCCUAUCACUCUCGAUGGUAUGAACAGCGGUCAGACGUUCUUGCUGCAAUCGCAAGGCGGAGGACAGACUAUCUUAACGCAAAUACACGGUCUACGCAUGCCCAAUCCGCAGGAGAAUGUCAACCCGCAGACGCAGCAACCAGGAUUAACUGGCACAGUUGAACCAGAAUUAGUGGGGAGUCAUUUACCUACAAGGAUAAUGUUAACACAUGGAAGUGGCCCGCCUUCAGUGCUUCCACAACCAACACCGCCUCCGCAAUCUUCUCCAGGACCCACUGAAACUAUCCUCAUCCAGCCUGGAUUGCCACCUGCCGAACCGCAACUGCUCAACCAUUUUCAACAGGAUCCAAAACAGCAAGAAAGGAUAACUAUGUUCAAGCGCAACAUGCGAUACGCAUUUCCUUCGCCACCAACGUCUCCUCCUCCCAUGGGACCAAGAUUCACUGCUCAGACUGCUUUGAUUGGGAGCGGCGCGCAAUCUGUGCGACCGCACCAUCAUCACCGCCAACCGCUCACACCGCCACAGUGGUGUCAGCCGACGCUCGCUUGCAGAGGUUCCCGCCGUCCCCAAGGAAUGAGGUGUGGCUUCAUGCCUUAUGAACCAACGAGGCGAUCUCCACGAAACGCGUUCUCUCAGCCAACCAUCUACAGAAGUGUAGGUACGCCAUUUACUUCCAAUUCAUUCAUGACUGCGUACGACGCGACGCAGGCGCCUGAGAGCGAGGUACUAGAAGACAGAGAGGCCGCGAUCGCGAUGGCUUCCACGUCGGCUCCUGCUCUGGACCUGGGGGUUUCCGCGAGUGCUUCCCGUUCUUGCUCCGAGUCAUCUGCAUCUCGUGAGAAUAUGUACAGUUUCACCGUGUCCACUGAAUCGCCUUCGCGAUCUGAGUGUCUUGACAUGUGGGACAGAAGCAAGCACAGGUCCAUUGACCCGAUACUUCCAGAAGCAGCUCGCUACAGCGAAUCGCUUUCUAAAAGUUUCCGGAGGUUUACCAAUAAGGGUCAGACUGCAGUUUACUUCCUCUUCCUCAUAGUGGCCAUAGCGGGUCUCGCGGGUGCCAUAACCCUGUACAGCAAGAGGAGAUGGACACGCCAGCAAGAGGAACCGAGCUUUGAAAGCGGCAAUGGCGCCAAUAUGUUUGGCCCCUGGCAAAGGUUUGACGACGUGAGGAGUGCCCCACCGAAUGGUACCCGCUUCUGCGCAAGUUUGCAGUGUAGCCUGGAAGCCCUAGCUCUGAUAAAGUCUAUAGACCGCUCCUUGAAUCCCUGCGACGAUUUCUAUGGUUAUGUGUGUUCGUCUCAGUUGAAAGACAAGGGAUCAUAUGCAUCUGCCGAUGCGUUUGCAAAGAAAGAAGUGCAGAGAGCGGUCAUAAACUUCUUCAAAGAGCGCAGUCCAGGCAGCGGCGAUAUCGCGACAGCCAAGCAAUUCUGGCAGAGCUGCAUCAACGUGGACGAGAUAGCUCACCUGGGAAACGUGCCUUUCUUGAGCAUCCUCAAUAUGACUGGGCUCCGAGGCUGGCCGUAUGUGGCCCGUGACUAUCAACCAGACGUCGCUGACGUGUGGAGGAAAGCCGGUAAAAUCAUAAGGCACAUGUCGUUAUCUCCUCUGGUGAAUGUAAGAGUAAUACCAGCCCUCCGUCGAGAUAAAAGGGUCAUAGUGUUGAGCAGGGGUGAACACAUUCUUCCCGUUCAACGCGACCUUCAGAAGGUCUUUGGAAGAGACGGCCUUACAGCUGACGUAGCGAAAGCGUUUAAAGUGGUUCAUCCGUCGAGCUCGUACAUCGACCAGGACUCUACGGCAGUAGUGGACUUCAUCUUUAAGCUGUCCAGCAUAAGCGACGGCGAAGUAGAAAGACGAGACGGCCUCGCGACAGUCGUUGAGCCAUUUAUCAACAACGCCUUCGGGGACGAAGACAUCUCGACUUCCAACGGCAGCGUCUACAUCACGCAAAGUUCCAUAUUCGUCGACGCGUUGGUAAAACUCGUUCAAACCACACCCUCAAGAACGAUCAUGAACUAUCUCGGUUUCAGCGUGGUUCGUCAUGUGUUUCUCUUCUCUCCAAUCAGCGCCAAAGAGGUUCUUGCUGCUGGCAAGAAGACUUCCGCAGCCGUUACUCGGGAAUCCGAAUGCGUUCGCACACUUCUCAACGAUGCCCUUCCCAAGGCAACAGCUGAACGUGUAGUCUACGCAGCAGUUCAGAAGAACGUUAACCUUCCCGCACUGAAGGUGUUGACCUCAGAUCUGAAGAAGAGUGCCGUUAAUCGAAUCUCGAAGUUGCACUGGAUGGGUACGAGGACCCGAGCCCGUGUUGCUAGCCAAGUACGCGAAAUUGACAUUCGCUUUCUCUUUGAGAACGAUACAGUAUCUGACAGUCUUACUCAAGGGCCUCCACCUGAACGCCUUCCAGACGUUCUGCCUGGACAAACUUUGCUCUCAUACCAACGUCUACGGGCUUACCGCUUCAAAUCGUCCAUUGCGAUUACCACGUCAGCGGGCGUCAGCAACUUGAGUGGCAGUUUUACUCACGAGGAUUGCACGUACUCCUCCGACAACAAAGUCCUCCUCUUGUCAUUGUCAACACUCGACGUCAGGGAUUCUCCAACACCCUUUUCACUCCUCUUUCAAGUUCCUCGCUUUGGCGUCAAGGUUCUGCGGUGCCUCCUUCGUGUUUUCCUUGGCGGGAACAUUGACAGUCAAGGACAAAGUCAGUCUGCUGUCACAGGGUCCUGGGCUUCACCAGCGCGUCGCCGCUACGAGACGAUAAGAUCGUGCAUCAAUAAGCAGUACCUCAGGAUUAGAGACCAUGUUGAAAAUAAAACAGCUAAUCGACAAGACCCUCUUGGAGCGCUAAACGUCGUCGACAACGCCGCCGUGGGUCCAGAUAAGGAUGUCUAUGACGCGUAUGCGUCCGCUCUGAGGCACUCCGGCUCCGUACAGGAUUCUGAGGCUCUGGAGGGGUUGACGUGGACGCAGAUGUUCUACGUAUCGUACGCCCAGGGCGUGUGUGAGAACUUGAGAAGGGCAACGCUGUAUCAGGAGAGUCCCAACUGGGAGAGAGUGAAUGUACCACUUGGAAAUGACGAGCAGUUUCUGAAGGUGUUCAAGUGCGGUGGAAGCAGUGCCAUGAAUCUGGAACCGCGCUGUGGAAUCUGGAUCUAGCGACUAGGCAACGUUCGUUGACCAAAUUGCUACCAAAUUGCUGCCCGAUAAUACUACCUGAUAAAUUGCUACCUGAUAAUAAAUAGUAUUGUUUAUAUACCGCA